AUGAUAUCAGGAUUUCUAAGCGUGAAAAAGUGGUUGCUACGUAAGAAACAUCAGAUUGAACUGGCUCGGAAGAGAGGUUGGAAAGGGUACUGGGUCUGCUUGAAGGGUACGACUCUGCUUUUCUACCCUUGCGACUCUCGCGAAGGCCGCUCUGUGGAGGCAGCACCAAAGCACCUCAUCAUAGUAGACGGUGCUAUAAUGCAGCCUAUACCAGAACAUCCUAAACGAGACUACAUUUUCUGCUUGAGUACAGCAUUUGGAGAUGCUUAUCUAUUUCAAGCGCCGUGUCAGGUGGAACUAGAAAAUUGGGUGAAUAGCAUACACAGUGCAUGUGCUGCAGCAUUCGCUCGUCACCGUGGUAAAACUGGGACACUUCAUUUACUACAGGAAGAAAUAUAUAGACUCGAGAAAGCUAUCGAAUCCUUAGUAGCUAUGGUGGAAAAUGAAAACAUGUUGAAACAAGAAUGCUUUGAUCACAAAUUGAAGCACAUGGCAGAUCUCCAACAAUCAGUAGUGUCUGAUCCAGAAACUCGAGCUCAACUAGCUAUUCAAAUGUUACAAUGGGAAGAAAACCUUGAAAGGCUACAUUGCGAACAAUUCCGUUUGCGGUGCUAUAUGGCUAGCUUACAAAGUGGAGAACUUCCAAAUCCUAAAUCGUUGCUGACACACGUUUCAAGGGGCACCAAGAGUACUUUGAAUAAGCUUGGAGUAUUCACGGUGUCGUCGUUCCAUGCAUUUAUUUGCGCUCGGUCACCGUCGCUUCUCAACAACCUACUAGCAGGGCGAGGCGCCACCAAGCGUCGGGCUCCGAACUUAUCACGAUCGAACUCUGGCUCCAGCAGACGAUCCAUGCAGGCUCAUUGUAAGAUAAGCGGUCUUCUUGCAUGGAACCCAAAUUGGUGUAAACAAUUCUUGAUUGAGGACUCGUGUCACGUCCAGUCCACGCCUAUCCAAUCUGAUUUGGGUUGCGCUGUGAGGUCACGAUCUGCAAGUAAGCUGACAUAA
Diatraea saccharalis (sugarcane borer) is the source of this 1005-nucleotide messenger RNA. The record is from the annotation of a GenBank genome assembly. NCBI's taxonomy places the organism in Eukaryota, Metazoa, Arthropoda, Insecta, Lepidoptera, Crambidae.